Molecule: messenger RNA, 477 nt
Organism: Eutrema salsugineum
Lineage: Eukaryota; Viridiplantae; Streptophyta; Magnoliopsida; Brassicales; Brassicaceae
Exons: 2
Coding region: 1-477 (158 amino acids)
Source: RefSeq, a predicted model, not a curated record
AUGAAAUCAAUCGAAGAACGAGUUGGAGCACACGAAGUUCGCAUUCGCAAAGCCGGUUGGAGCAUCCGCACCUUAGAGAUCAAACUUGGUGAAGCAGAAGAGACUAUUAACUACCACAACAACCAAACCUAUUCCUGUGUGGAAGAGAUUUGGGAUGGAGUACACAAGGUUCAAGAAAAAGCAGAGACAAUAGACUCAACUGUGGACGAAAUAGUCUGUACCCUCGACGAAAUCGAAAAGAAGGUCGAAAAGCUUAUGCAAGGACGUGAAACGAAUGGUUCGACGCUUCUCAUCGAAGAUCUUAGCCUAAAAGAGGAGGAGACGGAGUUAGAAGGUGCAGAAAUCAGUUCAGAUGGCAAAGGAGCAGACGAAACUGAGGAAACAACUCGAAGCCUCAUUCCCGCUGUCGGAACUCACGCUGGUGGAUCAUCAAGAGGAACUGUAGAAGCCUCCUCUCUCUUCUUGGAAACAAGGUAA